Messenger RNA from Corticium candelabrum, 1076 nucleotides. RefSeq names its product F-actin-capping protein subunit beta-like. Gene Ontology annotation, biological process: barbed-end actin filament capping; regulation of lamellipodium assembly; cell morphogenesis. The transcript has 10 exons. Gene Ontology annotation, molecular function: actin filament binding. Gene Ontology annotation, cellular component: F-actin capping protein complex; cytoplasm. Bases 3 to 914 code for a protein of 303 amino acids. Lineage: Eukaryota; Metazoa; Porifera; Homoscleromorpha; Homosclerophorida; Plakinidae. The record is from RefSeq and is a predicted model, not a curated record.
GCAUGUGUCAAUUCUGUCACGUGACCUGCUCUGGAAGUUUCCUUCAGAAACAGCAUUCAGCUUUCUGUCCAAAAGCUAGGGUCAAUUUUAAGAUGACUGACCAACAGUUGGACUGCGCUCUCGAUUUGAUGAGACGAUUGCCGCCGCAGCAAAUUGAGAAGAAUCUAAGCGAUUUGAUAGAUUUGGUUCCAAAUCUUUGUGAAGAUCUUCUUUCGUCAGUUGACCAGCCCUUGAAAGUAGCCAAAGACAAGGAGAAUGGAAGAGACUAUUUGUUGUGCGACUACAACAGAGAUGGAGACAGCUACAGGUCGCCGUGGAGUAACAAGUAUGAUCCCCUCAUUAGUGAUGGUGCUCUGCCUUCUGAUCGUUUAAGAAAGCUGGAAAUUGAAGCAAACACUGCGUUUGACCAGUACAGAGAGAUGUACUUUGAAACUGGAGUGUCGUCUGUGUAUUUAUGGGAUUUGGAUCAUGGAUUUGCUGGCGUCGUUCUAAUCAAAAAAGCUGGUGAUGGGUCCAAAAAGAUCAAAGGAUGUUGGGAUUCAAUUCAUGUUGUUGAAGUUCAGGAGAAGAGUGGGGGUAGACAAGCACACUACAAACUGACAUCAACUGCAAUGCUGUGGUUACAGACUAACAAAGAUGCAUCUGGCAUGAUGAAUCUUGGUGGAAGUCUAACUAGACAAGCUGACACGGACUGCUCAGUGUCCGAAGCAAGUCCACACAUAGCCAAUAUUGGUAGAAUGGUGGAGGACAUGGAGAACAAGAUACGUUCUACAUUAAAUGAGAUCUAUUUCGGCAAAACCAAAGAUGUUGUGAAUGAUCUGAGAACUGUACAAGGAGUGGAAUCCAAAACCAAGCAAGCAAUGCUUGCUAAUGAACUGCGAGACACUCUAAGAGGCCGUACUGCAAAGACAUAAUUUUGACAAUGCAACAAUGAAAUAUGAAUGACAUGACAGCACUGUUAGUAGUGGUGGGCUGGUAGCUUGUGUUUGGUCCCUAGAAUAUUUGUUGUUUUUAUUCACUUGGCUUGUGGCACGUUGAUAGUUGUUGAGAACAUAAGAAUAUAAGCCAUAAACGGA